UCCGUGCGGCGAGAAGAUGGCGGCGACGGGAGACGCGGCGUGAGGAGCCGGAGCAGCGCCGAGUCCCAUUGAAACGGGCCGCCAUGGCCCUCCACGGCCCGCAGUAUGUUUUUGGAGAUUUUAGCCCUGAUGAAUUCAAUCAGUUCUUUGUGACCCCUCGCUCUUCAGUUGAGCUCCCUCCGUACAGCGGAACAGCUCUGUGUGGCACUCAGGCUGCGGACGAACUGCCUGAUGGACAAGAGUAUCAGAGAAUUGAGUUUGGUGUUAUUGAAGUAAUUGAAUCCAGUGACACUCUGCCGAGAACGCCCAGCUACAGUAUUUCAAGCACACUGAACCCUCAGGCCCCUGAAUUCAUUCUUGGUUGUACAGCUUCCAAGAAGACCCCUGAUGGACUAGACCAGGAGGUGAACUCCAGCCCCCUCGACCGCUCAUACGCGGGCCCAGCCCUGGCCCACAGCUCACAUGCUGAGGCUGAGGCUCUGGAGAGCACCAAUGGCCCAGGUGACCUGGGACAGAGGGAGCGCAAAAGGAAGAAGAAGCGGCCGCCGGGGUACUACAGUUACCUGAAGGACGGGGGCAACGAGAGUACCUCCUCAGAAGCGCUGGUCAAUGGCCAUGGCAACUCAGCAGGCCCCAGCGGGGUGGGUGCUGAGGAUGCAGAGUUUAUGGGAGACGUGCUCCCACCACUUUCGCCUAGGACUUGUGACAGCCCUCAGAACCCCACGGACUUUAUCAGUGACACUGUGCCUGACGGUCCUUUCCCCAGAGCUCUUGACAGCACUUCGAGGACCGUGGGGCAGCCUGAGGGCUGUCGCGGGACUGAUUUUAGUGAGCAAGCCUGCUUCUCUGCAGAGCACCUGCUAAGGACAGCUGUGGCUCCACCCUGCGCUGCUACCGAUACUACUGAGAACCUUGGCAUUGCCAACGGACAAUUACUUGAAUCCUCGGGUGUGGGCACAGCUGCCAAUGGGGAGCUGCAUGCUGUGGAGAGCAUAGAGUUGGACGCAGCAAAGCUGGAACGCGCAUCCCCUCCUGCCAACAGCGCCGGCUCCAUGCCCAUUCCCGUUAGCCAGCCCGCCAAGUCCUGGGCCAGCCUCUUUCAUGAUGCUAAGCCCUCUUCCUCCUCAUCCGUGGCAUAUGUGGAAACUAAGUGUUCCCCUCCUGCCCCAUCUCCCUUGGUCUCUGAAAAGCAGGUUGAAGUCAAAGAAGGGCUUGUUCCAGUAUCAGAGGACCCCGUAGCCAUACAGAUUGCAGAGUUACUGGAGAACGUAACGCUAAUACAUAAGCCAGUGUCAUUGCAACCCCGUGGGCUGAUCAAUAAAGGAAACUGGUGCUACAUUAAUGCUACGCUGCAGGCCUUGGUCGCCUGCCCUCCGAUGUACCACCUCAUGAAGUUCAUUCCUCUGUACUCCAAGGUGCAGAGGCCUUGCACGUCGACACCGAUGAUAGAUAGCUUUGUACGGCUAAUGAACGAGUUUACCAACAUGCCUGUGCCACCAAAGCCCCGCCAAGCUCUCGGAGAUAAAGUCAUGAGAGACAUCCGACCUGGAGCUGCUUUUGAGCCCACGUACAUUUAUGGACUGCUGACCGUCAUCAAGUCCAGCCUGUCUGAAAAGGGUCGACAGGAGGAUGCCGAGGAGUACCUGGGCUUCAUCCUGAACGGACUGCAUGAGGAGAUGCUGAGCCUGAAGAAGCUCCUCUCGCCAGACGGUGAAAAGCUCAUGGUUUCAAAUGGGCCCAGAAGCCCCUUGGCUGAUGACGAUGAGCAGGAGGAACAAGGUGAAGGCAGCGAGGAGGAGUGGGAGCAAGUGGGACCCAGGAACAAGACCUCGGUCACCCGGCAGGCGGACUUCGUCCAGACUCCAAUCACGGGCAUUUUUGGUGGGCACAUCAGGUCAGUGGUUUACCAGCAGAGUUCAAAAGAAUCCGCCACUCUGCAGCCCUUUUUCACGCUGCAGCUGGACAUCCAGUCUGACAAGAUACGCACUGUGCAGGAUGCACUCGAGAGCCUGGUGGCCCGAGAGUCUGUCCAGGGUUACACCACAAGAACCAAACAAGAGGUUGAGAUAAGUCGGCGGGUGACUCUGGAGAAGCUGCCUCCUGUCCUCGUGCUGCACCUGAAGCGCUUCGUGUAUGAGAAGACCGGCGGCUGCCAGAAGCUGGUCAAGAACAUCGACUACCCCGUGGACUUGGAGAUCAGCAAGGAACUGCUUUCUCCAGGGGUUAAAAAUAAGAAUUUUAAAUGCCAUAGGACCUACAGGCUCUUUGCAGUGGUCUACCAUCACGGCAACAGUGCCACCGGUGGUCACUACACCACCGACGUCUUCCAGAUCGGACUCAAUGGCUGGCUGCGCAUCGACGACCAGACAGUCAAGGUGAUCCAGCAGCACCAGGUGGUGAAGCCCGCCGCUGAGCGCACCGCCUACCUCCUGUAUUACCGUCGAGUGGACCUGCUGUGAGCCUUGUGGGCCGCGAGUGUGUGCCUGACGCCACUGUGUAAAGCUGCAGCUCACUGGCUUCCUGCCUCUGUAGUGGCUCCUUAGAGAGACUGUCCCUUCUGCAAAAAUGUGCUAGGAUGGAGCGAUGCCUUGGGAUUCAUGUGCAACAUAGUUGUGUUGACUUCUGACUUCCAGAUCAAAAUCAUUUGGUUGAAGCAGACUGUCGAUUAAGAAAAUACAUAAGAACCCAUAAUUCUGAAAUAAUAAUCAUAAUUCUGAUUCCUUAUAGAAGAAAGGGAAACUUGCAUUUGAUUUGCAGUCUAAUUGCUUAGUAGAAUAAAUCUACACCAGCAACACUUGUAAAUUUGUGAAAAUGAAUUUUAUCUUUCCUUAAAGAAUAAAUUUUUUAAUCCAUCACACUUUCUUCCCCUCCCCUUUAGUUUUUGAUAAAUGAUUUAAAAUGAGCCAGUUAUGAGAGAAGAAAUAGUUCUUACUCCAAAGGAAAAAUAAAAAACAAGUUGCUGGUUCCUAAGAAAAAAAUACAUUUUAAUAACUGUGCGAUGAGACACUGCUUACAUACGUGUUGCGGCUCACAUGCCUGGAGCUAUGCGGUGGUGGUGGCGGCCUGCGGGGUGGGCGACUGCAGCCAUGGAGCCACUGCAGAGUCCAGGCCACUUCCGUGCUUCUGUGUGUGCACGGCACCGCGCGGCGAGGCGCGGAGACUGGCUGUUCCUGACAUCUGCUCUCCUUCUGCUGUCCAUCCCCUUCUGCUGCGCCCCAAUGUGCACAGUGAGACCUAGGAGUAUAAAGUUGUCACCCAUCAAUAAAAUCACAAAGUUGGUUUAG
Messenger RNA from Octodon degus (degu), 3284 nucleotides. RefSeq names its product ubiquitin specific peptidase 10 (gene Usp10). Gene Ontology annotation, cellular component: cytosol; early endosome; nucleus. The transcript is spliced from 14 exons. The coding region runs from base 84 to 2459 and encodes 791 amino acids. Gene Ontology annotation, molecular function: cysteine-type deubiquitinase activity; cysteine-type endopeptidase activity. Gene Ontology annotation, biological process: DNA damage response, signal transduction by p53 class mediator; regulation of autophagy; protein deubiquitination. NCBI's taxonomy places the organism in Eukaryota, Metazoa, Chordata, Mammalia, Rodentia, Octodontidae. The record is from RefSeq and is a predicted model, not a curated record.